AUGUUUACUUCUGAGGAGUGGGUUCGUAGUAGAUGGGCAAAGGAAGCAAAUGCUAAACGAGUAGUAGAAACGAUUUUGAUGCCUUCUUUUUGGAAUUCUAUAGUUUACAUUCUUAAAGUUAUGGGCCCUCUUGUUCGGGUUCUUCGCCUUGUUGAUAAUGAGAGAAAACCAGCUAUGGGUUACAUAUAUGAGGCAAUGGAUAGGGCUAAAGAAGCUAUUAUAAAAGCUUUUAAUGAGAAUGAAGAAAGGUAUUCAAAUAUUUUUAAAAUCAUUGAUGAGAGAUGGGAAUGUCAAUUACAUCGGCCUUUGCAUGCAGCGGGUCAUUUCUUGAAUCCUGAGUACUUCUAUUUUGAUGAUAACAUAGCAACAAAUCAUGAAAUUACAACAGGAUUGUAUGCUUGCAUACAAAGACUAGUUCCUACUGCUGAAAUUCAGGACAAGAUCAUGGCUGAGCUACCCAUCUAUAAGAAAGCUGAAGGACUCUUUGGCAUUGAAUUGGCUAAAAGAUCAAGAAAGACAAGGGCUCCAGCUGAAUGGUGGAGUUUGUAUGGGAGCUCAACUCCGAAUUUGCAACAGUUAGCUAUAAGAAUCUUGAGCUUGACUUGUAGUGCAUGUGGUUGUGAGCGCAAUUGGAGUGUGUUUGAGCAGAUUCACACCAAAAAAAGGAAUAGACUUGCACAAAAACGACUAAAUGAUCUGGUCUUUGUGAAGUAUAAUCAAAAGAUGAAGGCACGAUAUGAUAAGCAUGAUGUUAUUGAUCCUAUCUCCUUAGAUGAUAUAGAUGAAAGUAAUGAAUGGUUGUUGGGGGAAAUGGGUGUUGAACCAUCUAUGAAUGUUGAAGAUGAGUUGGUUUUUGAUGAUGAUGAUGAUGGUUUGACAUGGGGUGUAGUGGCAAGAGCUGCUGGUGAAGAUGUUGAUUCUGAUUCUGAUGAGACCGAGGAAGAGAAUGUUGAUGGUUACAAAUCUGGUUCAAGUGGCUUUGAAAGUGAUGGAAACUUGAGUGAAGACUCUAAUGAUGACCUUUAG
Molecule: messenger RNA, 1026 nt
Organism: Quercus lobata
Lineage: Eukaryota; Viridiplantae; Streptophyta; Magnoliopsida; Fagales; Fagaceae
Exons: 4
Coding region: 1-1026 (341 amino acids)
Molecular function (GO): protein dimerization activity
Source: RefSeq, a predicted model, not a curated record